GGAAAUAAAAAUCUUUGUUGUCAAUCGGAAACUCAUCCAGUUUUUUUUCGCCACACCUCACUUUUUGUCUGCUUUCUGCAAUCUCCCCUCAAAUGUUUUCAACCGUAUAGAGAGAUAGAGAGAGGCCAAAUCUCACUCACUUCGCCAGAACAGAGGUUUUUGCUCUUCCCUCUUUGUACACAAUUCCAUGAUUCACAAGUGAUAAGACUUUGAUUCUAUCAUACAAGCCAGAAUUAAGGUUUCGCUUUUUGUUAUUGCUGUUGUUGCAGACCACACAAAAAAAAAAACAGCAAGAAUGUUGCCAAAGUUCGAUCCAACAAACCCAAAAGUUUGCAUGUCUCUUUUUGAGGAUGUGACCAGUAAUGCAAAGCAGAUUCAAGAUUCCGUAUUGGAAGCAAUACUUUCACGGAAUGCUCAAACCGAGUAUCUUAGAGGUUACCUCAACGGUCAGCUCGAUAAGCAAAGCUUCAAGAAGAACGUACCUGUUGUGACCUAUGAAGAUUAUCGGUCUUAUAUUGAUCGUAUCGCUAAUGGAGAGUCCUCUGAUCUUAUCUGUGAUCGACCCAUCAGUGUUCUCUUGGUCAGCUCAGGUACUUCAGGAGGAGUUCCAAAGUUGAUUCCUUUGACUACAGAGGAUUUGGAACAGAGGAUAUUGUUUGCAUCUCUCUAUAGACCUCUACUCUCCAAGCACGUUGAAGGGCUUAGCCAGGGAAAAUCUCUCUUGUUUUAUUUCAUGACCCGAGAAACCGAGACUGCCUCUGGUUUGAUGGUCAGGACUAUGAUCACUUGUUUUUUGAAAAGUGUGAACCCAACCAACUCAUUUCUCUGGGAUCAAACACAGAUAAGCCCGCAUCAGAUUUCGUCUUGUGCCGACACUACUCAAAGCAUGUACUGCCAAUUGCUUUGUGGUCUUCUACAACGAGAAAACGUAGCUCGCAUCGGUGCACCUUUUGCUUCUACCUUACUCAAAGUAAUCAAGUUCUUGGAAGAUCACUGGAAUGAGUUAUGCUCGAACAUAAGGACUGGUCGUGUCAGCGACUGGAUCACAGACGCUCAGUGUGUUUCAGGGAUCUGUAAGUUCCUCACAGCUCCAAAUCCAGAACUAGCAAGUCUUAUCGAGCUAGAAUGCAGUAAAACAUCAUGGGAGGGAAUAGUGAAGAGACUAUGGCCAAAUGCUAAAUGCAUCGAAUCUAUCGUUACCGGCUCCAUGGCACAGUACAUACCAAUGCUGGAAUUCUAUGGCGGUGGUCUUCCUUUGAUCUCAUCAUUUUACGGCAGCUCUGAAUGUUUCAUCGGUAUCAAUGUUGAUCCUCUGUGCAAGCCUUGUGAUGUGUCGUACACCAUCAUACCAAAUAUGGCAUACUUCGAGUUCUUAGAGGUAGUGAAAGACCAAGCUGGUCAUGAUCCUGUAGAGAAACCUGUGGUCGUUGAUCUUGUCGAUGUUAAAAUUGGCCAUGAUUAUGAACCUGUUCUCACAACGUUUUCUGGUUUGUAUAGGUAUCGUUUGGGAGAUGUUUUACGAGUGAGUGGUUUCUAUAACAAGACGCCACAAUUUCAUUUCGUGGGAAGACAGAAAGUUGUUCUGAGCAUCGACAUGGACAAGACCUACGAAGAAGAUCUCCUCAAGGCAGUGACAAACGCGAAGCUCCUGCUCGAGCCACAUGACCUGAUGCUCGUCGACUUCACUAGCCGUGUGGAUUCUUGCUCGUUUCCAGGACACUACGUGCUAUAUUGGGAACUCGGGAGCAAAGUCAAGGAUAAGAAGCUAGAGCCCGACCAAGAGGUUAUGGAGGAAUGCUGCUUCACCGUGGAGGAGUCUCUGGACUCUGUGUAUAGAAAAGGAAGGAAAAAUGAUAAGAACAUUGGACCACUUGAGAUUAAAGUUGUUAGGAGUGGCGCUUUCGAGGAGCUCAUGAAUUUAGCCGUGUCUCGUGGCUCUUCUGUGAGUCAAUACAAGACGCCAAGGUCAGUGACGAGUGAAGAAGCCUUGAAGAUAUUGGAGGCCACGGUUGUUUCCAAGUUUGUUAGCCGGAAAACUCCCUCGUGGGAGCUACAUGAGAUGUAUUCCAGCCGAUAAAACCACCGUUACAUAUUUUGCAGAUACUUGAGUCUUGAGGGAAGGGGAAAUAAUAAUGACGAAAAAAAACAAAACCCCUUAACAAGUAUGUAAUCGAAUAUAUAAGCCCAUCACAAUCGUCGAGAAUAAUUCUAUAAAUCGUCCUUUUUUA
This is a messenger RNA of Eutrema salsugineum, 2228 nucleotides long. RefSeq names its product indole-3-acetic acid-amido synthetase GH3.17. The coding region runs from base 296 to 2077 and encodes 593 amino acids. Gene Ontology annotation, cellular component: cytoplasm. The record is from RefSeq and is a predicted model, not a curated record. Lineage: Eukaryota; Viridiplantae; Streptophyta; Magnoliopsida; Brassicales; Brassicaceae. Gene Ontology annotation, molecular function: acid-amino acid ligase activity. The transcript has 5 exons.